This is a messenger RNA of Electrophorus electricus (electric eel), 4061 nucleotides long. It is a transcript of the gene tcerg1a, whose product is annotated as transcription elongation regulator 1a (CA150). The record is from RefSeq and is a predicted model, not a curated record. Gene Ontology annotation, cellular component: nucleus. Gene Ontology annotation, molecular function: RNA polymerase binding; transcription coregulator activity. Lineage: Eukaryota; Metazoa; Chordata; Actinopteri; Gymnotiformes; Gymnotidae.
CUGUAAUGGCGGAACACACGGAGGGAGAAAGCAUUGGUUUCAGUGCUAACAGUACCAGAAUGGCUCAGCAGCCAGUACCUCGCUUUCCUUCCUCUGCACCUCCCGCCAGCACAGGGAUCCAGCGCAGGCAGCCUUUAUUGAGCACCCCUGCUGCACCGCCAUUUGCAAUGAUGAGGGGUCCUCCACCUACAGCCCGACCCUCAUUUGGGCGGUUGCCCUUUGAUCCCAGCGUUCCACCACCCAUAGGAACGCCCCAUUUACAGAGACCACCAUUCAUACCUCCACCAGUGGGUACAAUGCCGCCUCCUCCUGGAAUGAUCUUUCCACCUGGAAUUCCCCCUACAGCCUCACCCGUUGCACCAUCGCUUCCCACUGCAGAGGAAAUAUGGGUGGAAAACAAGAGUCCAGAUGGAAAGGUGUAUUACUAUAAUGCUCGCACGCGAGAGUCGGCCUGGACAAAGCCAGAGGGCGUGAAGGUUAUCCAGCAGGCGGAGCUUACCCCUCUGAUGAUGAGCCAAGCAGCAGUGGCGGCAGCAGCCACGGGGCCAGGGGUCCCAUCCGCCGCCACCAGCCCUGGCCCUGGCCUCCCACCCGCGAGUGUCAGCACGACUCUUUCCCAUGUCAGCCACACUACCCAGGCCUCUCCCACACUCAUGAGCUCUACUCCCACCCCCAGCACGUCCAUAGUCUCGCCACUGCUACCUACGCCUGGAGCAGCUCCUGAAGGCGUAGAGCUGCCAUCCACUGUAACUGCGCCCCACAGCGUUGCGGUGACGCCCGUGGCUGCUGUCAACCCCGCUGCAGUAGCCGUGACGGUGACCACGGGACCACAGCCCCUUCCUGUGGCCCUACCCCACACGGUGCCACAGCCGGCUGCUGCUAUCCCCACCUUUCCCCCAGUGAUGGUGCCACCUUUCCGAGUGCCCGUGCCUGGCUUGCCUAUUCCACUGCCCGGUGUAGCAAUGAUGCAGAUAGUCAGCUGUCCCUAUAUAAAGACUAUCUCUCCCAGCAAGAACGGUAUGCUUCCUGGCAUAGCACCUCCUCUGUUACCCAUGAUGCCUCCCCAGAUGACAGUAGCAGCAGCUUCAUCCCCAUUGGCUCUUUCUGAAUGGUCAGAGUUUAAAACUGCAGAAGGGAAGUCCUACUACUACAACAAACGCACACUGGAGACCACCUGGGAAAAGCCAGAAGAACUGAGAGAGAAAGAAAAGGAGCUGGAGAAAGCCAAGGACCUGGCAGUAGAUGGUGAGAUCACUGAUCUUAUGGAGGUGGAAGAUGGAAGUCCCAAAAUUGAUCCACCCAAAGAGCAUAAAGAGGAGCUGAAGGAAGGGGAGAUGACGGAAGAAGAGAAAGUUGCCAAAAAAGCCAAACCUGUAGCUACAAACCCCAUUCCUGGCACUCCAUGGUGUGUUGUGUGGACUGGUGAUGACCGUGUGUUCUUCUACAACCCCACCACGCGCCUCUCCAUGUGGGAGCGACCAGAGGAGCUGGUGGGGCGCACUGACGUGGACAGGAGCAUCCAGGAGCCACCACACAAGAGAGCCCUGGACAACGGGCCCAAGCAGGCAAUCGGUAAGCAGGAACAAGAGGUUGUAGCUGCAGAUGACACACCAGAUGAUGAACCCAGCAAAGCCAAAAAGAAAAAACUGGAGGACAGGAAGGAGCUGGACCUGGAGAAAGAGGGAGCAGUGGAGGCUGAGCUGAGGGCAGCACGGGAGCGAGCUCUGCUCCCGCAGGAGACUCGGAUGUGCCAGUUUAAAGACAUGCUCCUGGAGAGAGGGGUUUCAGCCUUCUCUACCUGGGAGAAGGAGCUGCAUAAGAUAGUGUUUGACCCCCGCUAUCUGCUACUGAACCCCAAGGAACGGAAGCAGGUGUUUGACCAAUAUGUGAAGACCCGUGCUGAAGAGGAGAGGAAGGAGAAAAAAAACAAGAUCAUGCAGGCCAAAGAGGAUUUCAGGAAGAUGAUGGAGGAAGCCAGACUUGGUGCCAGAACCACAUUCAGCGAGUUUGCCGCCAAGCAUGCCCGGGAAGUGCGUUUCAAAGCUAUUGAGAAGAUGAAGGACAGGGAGGCCAUCUUUACUGAGUUCAUGGCCUCUCUGAGGAAGAGAGAGAAGGAGAACUCAAAGAACAGGGGAGAGAAGGUAAAGCAGGACUUCUUCGAACUGCUGUCUGAUUACCACGUAGAUGGCCAGCAGCGCUGGAGCAAAGUGAAAGAGAAGAUGGAGACAGACCCUCGGUACAAAGCAGUAGAGACAUCAGCCACACGAGAGGAACUGUUCAAGAGCUUUGUGGAGAAGCUCACAAAGAACUCAAACUCGGAGAAGGAGAAGGAGCUGGAGAAGCAAGCUCGUGUGGAGGCCAGCCUGCGUGAGCGUGAGCGUGCUGUCCAGCGCUUCCGCUCCGAGCAGACCAAGGAGAUCGACCGUGAGCGUGAGCAACACAAGCGUGAGGAGGCCGUGCAGCACUUCAAAGCCCUCAUGUCUGACAUGGUGAGGUCAUCAGAUGCCACCUGGUCUGAGACGCGACGAUCCCUGAGGAAGGACCACCGCUGGGAGUCUUCCUCACUGCUGGAGCGUGAAGAAAAGGAGAGACUCUUCAACGAGCAUAUCGAGGCACUGACAAAAAAGAAGAAGGAGCUGUUCCGGCAACUUCUAGAUGAGACGACUAUGGUCACAUUGACCUCGACAUGGAAGGAGGUCAAAAAGACCAUCAAAGAUGAUCCAAGAUGUCUGAAGUUUUCAAGCAGUGAUCGGAAAAAGCAGAGGGAGUUUGAAGACUACAUCAAAGACAAGCACAUCACAGCGAAAGCAGACUUCAGGACUCUGCUGAAAGAGACCAAGUUCAUCACAUACAAAUCUCGUAAGUUGAUGCAGGAAUCCGAGCAGCACCUGACAGACAUAGAGAAGAUUCUCCAGAACGAUAUGCGCUACCUGGUGCUGGACUGUGUCCCAGAGGAAAGACAGAAGCUCAUCAUGGCAUAUGUGGAGGAGCUGGACCGCAGAGGUCCUCCUCCCCCGCCUACAGCGUUUGAGCCUGCCCGACGCUCCACUAAGUGAUCUCCUAAAUCACAGACUGACACACACACAUAUAUACACACACACACACACACACACACAUACACACUCACUCCUGCCAGACCUUCAGCUUCUCCCACCAGUAGCCUUCAGACUGCCAUCCGUUCUUCAAGCAUUCUCUUGGUCAGAAACCUAAUGAGCAAUCUCUAACCGUCCCUGUGACGCUGGCUCUCAGCCAAGCUUUCGGUAAAGCCUUCAGCUUUGGUCAUGACUUCUGUUCCACCCCGAGCUGUCUGAAUGGACUGAUGUAAGGCUUCACGACUGGAUGACGAGAGGAAGCAGGUGUGCUGGUGACAUUUAGCCACAGGCCAAGUAUCUGCCGAGACCGACUGUCCAACCCGAUUAAGAGGGUGAUGGCGUCACCUCGGGAUCAUUUCCACGCGCAGACCAAACCCACCUGAUCCCACUGGCAGGAUGGGAGCGAACACCAGCAGCACAGGGCCAGCUGUGUCUGUGUACUGCCAGUGUGGAAGCCCAUGAGAGGUGUUGGGGGUAGCAGAGGAGGGCUAACUCAUCGCAACCCGUUUAUCGGCUCGUGCUGGCCCCUCACACCUGCUGCCUGUGGCUUUAUCCUGCUCCUCUGUGCCCCUGCUCAUGACUCAUGAGCUCUUUCCUUUUGGCUUUUGUAUCAACAGUUGUAUUGUAGAAACUGGGAAGAUCCUUUUUUUUUUUUUGUUCUUGUCUCUGGUGACUGUGGUCAUCCAACUGGUGCAUUCAGCUCCUGGAGCCUCUCUGUGCGUCUGUCAUUUUAAUUGACAACUUGGUUAAAAUGUAAGAUAUUUUUAAAAUAAUUAUUAGGUGUGUAUUCACUGAGUCCCUUAACUCUAUGUGAUGUUGGUCUGUGCAACAGUGACAGUUGACAGAGUCAGCUGAUAGUAAGGUUUAAUUUAACUGUUCCAAUGUUUUUGAAAAGAUAACUUACAUUUUUGGAGUUGCUGUGUUUCUGUACAAGUUGACUGGAAUAAAGGCACCCUACUUUUUUACAUA